Messenger RNA from Haemonchus placei, 705 nucleotides. NCBI's taxonomy places the organism in Eukaryota, Metazoa, Nematoda, Chromadorea, Rhabditida, Trichostrongylidae. The record is from the annotation of a GenBank genome assembly.
AUGCCUACUGAUCAGAUUCGUAUCCUUUUUGACGAGGCUGAGGUAUUCAUUUAUCCCGUUGAUGCACGAAAAUGUCCAGUCCGGUAUGACAUGCCUUCUCUUCAGGCUCUGGAACGGCGUCUACGCCACUUAACGACACAGUCGCUUUUCAUUCGAGGUUUGAUUCCUGUCGAAUCCUCGCCAGUGCUUCGAUCGCUACUUUCACUCGCUUUACGACCGCAGCAAAUUUAUUUCAUUUGGAGCAAAUUCAGUCCAGCCAGUAUACCAAUGCUUGAAAAUUUCUUCCGAGCAAAUCGAGACUCCGUUGUGGAUAUUGGUCUAGAAGAAUGCUCACCGCCUAAUCUCUUCACUGAUAAGCUCCUGGAGACGCUGCUGCCAGGUUUGACAUGUGUUCGCCUAUGGAAUAAUGGCAAAGCAGGGAAUUAUGCCGUUUCCGAUGUGACCAUCUAUAAGUUAGCCGAUGCGAUUACCGAUGGAUAUCCAGUCGAAACAGUGGAUUUGGCCAGUUGUGGACUGACAGAGGCCUCACUUACGGCCCUGAUUCUUGCUUGGACUAAGCAACCACAGUCAGAUCUUUGUAUUUCACUAAAUUAUUGCCCUUUUCUAAACAAGAUCUCACUACUGGAAUCGCUUGCUUCUCAUAGCAUUUUCCUUGUUGAGGGUAAACUCCGUCGAAACGGACAUUCGUUGACCUUAUUUUGCUGA